GUGCUCAGUUCUCUCACAAACACCAUCUCUGUUUGUCUCUCAAGAUUCUCUUGCGUUUGCUAUCUUUCUGUGUGGCUAAGCAUUUUAGGAUUAGAUCUGAGUUUAAUUGUGCUAGCCAUUUUUCUCUGAUUCUCUAAGCAUAAUGGCUGAACUCGUCCUCAACUUCGUCAGCCCAAUCAUAGAGAUUGCAGUUCCUAAAGCAAUUUCAUUUUCUGCUGCACAAAUCAGCACGGCAUGGGGUCUGGAGAAGGAGCUGGGGGAGCUUGCUCAAAAACUGACUAUGAUCCAAGGAUUGCUUCAAGAUGCUGAAAAGAGGCAAGAAAGCGAUCCAGCUAUAAGGAAUUGGUUACAGCGCCUCACAGACGUAGCUGAUGAUGCGGUGGAUGUACUGGGUGAGUACGAGUAUGAGGUUCUUAAGCACAAAGUUCAGACUCAAGGUCGAAAGAUGAAACAGGUGCACACUUUCUUUGGUGUUUUCAAUCGCACUGCCUUUCGUCUUAGCAUGGCUGAUAAGAUUAGGAAAAUUAAUAAGACUCUGGAUGAAAUCAACAACCAAGGGGUUUUGUAUCUGUCAAUCAGAUUUAGUGACCAAUGUCAUUCCACUGCUGGUGCAAGGCAAUAUCCUGAGACAGAUCCCAUCCCUGAUUGUUCCAAAUUUGUAGGAAGGCAUAAUGAUGUCUUAGAAAUUGUCAAGAAGCUGGAUAACAUAAGGAGUCAACAUAUCCUCUCUGGCAUUUCAAUUGUAGGCUUUGGGGGCAUAGGCAAGACAACAUUAGCGAAGUCAAUAUGUAGUAUGGUAAAAGAACAAAAGUUGUAUGACCUGGUGGCUUGGGUUUGUGUGUCUGAGGAAUUUGAUGAAAAAAUAAUAUUAGGAGAUAUGUUAGAAUACCUUGGUAGCUCUGUUGGUCGAAAGAAUAAUAUAGGUGCACUUAUUCAGGAACUUGGACAGAAGUUAGAAGAUAGAAAAUUUCUUCUAGUUCUCGAUGACGUGUGGAAUGAAGAUAGAGGCAAGUGGGAUAGUUUCAAUUCUCGUUUGUUAAAAAUUUUAAAAACCAGUGGAAACUCCAUUCUUGUGACUACUCGUAGUGAUAAGGUAGCAUCCAUAAUGGAGGCACUUCCAAUGCAAAAACAUGAUAUGGUAAAGCUAUCAGAUCAUGAAUGUUGGUUGAUAAUUGAGGACAUAGUUCUCAGAUCAUCAACGGAAACUUCAAUACCUUUGGAUUUAGAAGGUAUUGGACAAGAAAUUGCCAAAAAAUGUGGGGGGUUGCCAUUAGUUGCAAGUGUGAUUGGAGGAGCAUUGAGUCGUGAAAUGAAGACAGAUAAGUGGCAAGAGAUCCUAGAUGAUAAAGCAUGGAUUUUGCAAGAUGAAAAUAAGAAGAUUUUAUCUAUAUUGAAAAUGAGUUUUGAUCGUUUGCCUUCAUCCUUAAAAAAGUGCUUCUCUUAUUGUUCAAUUUUUCCAAAGGAUGCUGUCAUUUUCAUAGAUGAUUUAAUUCAACUUUGGGUGGCUCAGGGGUUUGUUCACAAAUCUAAUGAAAGCCUUGUGGAAACGGAGGAUAUUGGUAAUGAGUAUUUCAAGGAGUUGUUAUCUAAUUCUUUUUUCCAAGAUAUUGAAUGGGAUUUGUAUGGGAAUAUUGAAUCUUGCAAAAUGCAUGAUCUAGUGCAUGAUCUU
This is a messenger RNA of Rubroshorea leprosula, 1669 nucleotides long. NCBI's taxonomy places the organism in Eukaryota, Viridiplantae, Streptophyta, Magnoliopsida, Malvales, Dipterocarpaceae. The record is from the annotation of a GenBank genome assembly.